AUGCCACGCUGCCUCUGCGUGUUCCCCGCGGGUGGUGUGGUGGCGAGCCGAGGCGCUACUGCUCUCCCGCUCAGUCGCCCGGCCCCGAUCCUCCGCCGCGUCUCCUCCGACGGGGAAUCCUCGCUCCGGCCGUUGAAACCGGGAUCUUCCUCCCCGGAUUCGUCGCCGGACAGCGCGAGGGUUCCGGCGAGGGAGCGAGCUACAAAGCGUGUUGGGCAAGGAGCAAGAGUUCCCGGUUCCGGAACUCAUUGAGGUUUCGCGAGUUCCUGUCCGGGUCUGGACCCGAGCCCGUGCGGGGGUUCUUCCAUCGGAGGAGUGCUAAUUACAGGCAUUGCAGAUUGCUUGGACUUGCAUAAAGCUGAACUUGUGAAGGGGGAUGUGACAGCUUUAGACUAGACUUUGUGGUGCCUUUGAGCAUGAUGCCUCCUGGAGUGUUUCAAAAAGUCCAGCUUCAGAAGCCCAAAUCACUUCUUGAAAGACAAGAAUCUGGAGAAGAGAGAAGCUCAAAUGCUUUAAGUACUGGUCACAGUGGAACCAGCGUGUUAGAUCAGGCGCAGUCUACUCUUGAUGAUACAGGCCUGUCCUCAAUGUCCACCAUCUGUCCAGCACCACUAUGCCGGCAGUUUUGGAAAUCUGGGAGCUACGACAACGGGCAUAGUGCCAAAAUCUCAAUUCAAAAUGGAAGAAAUUACCUCCAUGUCCACCCUAUGUUCCUUCAUUCAAAUGCCACUUCACAUAAGUGGGCCUUUGGCGCCAUAGCCGAGUUGCUUGACAAUGCAGUUGAUGAGAUCCAAAAUGGAGCCACAUUUGUUAUCGUAGACAAAACCUUAAAUCCAAGGGAUGGAAGCCCAGCAUUGCUAAUACAAGAUGAUGGUGGUGGAAUGGACCCUGAAGCACUGAGGCAGUGUAUGAGUUUUGGAUUUUCAGAUAAAAAAGAGAAAUCAGCUAUUGGACAAUAUGGAAAUGGCUUCAAAACCAGCACUAUGAGACUUGGUGCAGACGUCAUUGUCUUCAGCCGCCACAUGGAAGAUAGGGUUUUGACUCAGAGCAUCGGCCUUUUGUCAUAUACAUUCUUGAUGCAAGCAGGGCACGACAGGAUUGUGGUUCCAAUGGUUGACUAUGAGUUUAAUGCAAGCACUGGGACUCUGGAGAUGUCUCGUCGCAAUGAUAGAGAACAUUUCAUGGCAAAUCUUUCUUUGUUGUUGCAGUGGUCUCCGUACUCAAAUGAAGCAGAUCUUGUCCAGCAAUUUGAUGACAUCGGAUCCCAUGGUACAAAAAUUAUCAUUUAUAAUUUGUGGUUCAAUGAUGAUGGGGAAAUGGAGUUAGACUUCGAUGCUGAUCCGCAGGACAUCCAUAUUAGUGGAGAUAUUAAAAAAGUCGAAACAUGUCACAACUGGAAAUCAGUGAAUGAGCAGCACAUUGCUAAUAGACUCCAUUAUUCUCUUCGUGUAUACUUGUCCAUUUUGUACUUGCAAAUACCUGAAAGUUUUAAAAUAGUGCUCCGUGGUCAGAAUGUGGAGCAUCAUAAUAUUGCAGAUGAUCUCAAGUGUAUCGAAUAUAUAUUAUACAGACCUCAAACCGCUGGAUCUGUGGAGGGUGAGGUUGUAACUACCGUAGGGUUUCUAAAGGAAGCUCCGCAUGUGAACAUCCACGGGUUUAAUGUGUACUACAAGAAUCGACUGAUACUGCCAUUUUGGAGGGUUGUGAACUAUACAACACAUGUCAGGGGUAGAGGUGUUGUUGGUGUUCUGGAAGCUAAUUUUAUUGAACCGACUCAUAACAAGCAAGAUUUUGAGAGAACUUCCCUUUUUCAGAAGCUGGAAGUUCGGUUGAAAGAAAUGGCGUGGGAAUACUGGGACUGUCAUUGUGGACUGAUUGGGUAUCAGGUCAAUAAGAAGGUUCGGGCAUCGGUAUAUGCAGAGAAUUCAUCUCAUUUCGUUCAUCAUGGUGGUCUUGAAAUGCCUGUUCAAUUGGAACAGAGUUUACCUCUUACGACAUCUGAAGCAUUUGGUGAGGCACUCAGAGAUGAGUCUAAGCAAGGGUCUGGUAGGAAGCGCAAGGCAGUCGGGCUAACAGAAACUGAAAGGGCAAAUAUGAAGACAACAGGGGAGGGCGGCAUUAACAACAAUUGGGAGAUCGAAGAGAUACAGCCUAUCAAUAUCCCUGAUGACCAGUUAAAAGAUGAGGAGGCCGCAAGGAUAGUGCAAGAACACAAGAAGCUACUUGCAAAAUGCGUGGAAUAUGAGAAGAGCGAGAAGGAGCUUAGCGACAAGUUGGCUCGGCUCACUAGUGAACUAGGAGAAGCUCAGCUCGAGUAUUCUCAACUCUUGGCCGAAGCUCUAUCUCUGGGUCCAAUCAAGAAAGAAAACAAUGUAAAUAUGUCGUCUCAGUAAAAAAUCUCUUAGGUUUAUUCAAUCGAAUUUUUGGUGGUA
Messenger RNA from Syzygium oleosum, 2432 nucleotides. Its product is annotated as protein MICRORCHIDIA 6-like. Gene Ontology annotation, cellular component: nucleus. The record is from RefSeq and is a predicted model, not a curated record. The transcript is spliced from 20 exons. NCBI's taxonomy places the organism in Eukaryota, Viridiplantae, Streptophyta, Magnoliopsida, Myrtales, Myrtaceae. Bases 417 to 2393 code for a protein of 658 amino acids. Gene Ontology annotation, molecular function: ATP hydrolysis activity.